Molecule: messenger RNA, 2609 nt
Organism: Ectocarpus sp. CCAP 1310/34
Lineage: Eukaryota; Phaeophyceae; Ectocarpales; Ectocarpaceae
Source: the annotation of a GenBank genome assembly
UUCGCGCCGUUCGGCAGCAGGAGGCGCUCUGCGCGAAAGCUGAAUCAAAACAAAACGAAGUUUGAAGAGAGUACGGGGCAGGGUAUGGUUGCCGCGUCGGCAGAAGAUAACACGCGGCGCGCUAUCGAACGCGGCAGCCUUGCCGUCGUAGAGAGAAUGCUGGACGAAACGAAGGAGGAGUUGGUCAAAAGUAAGAAAAUUGUGGAAGAGAGCCAGGCUCAACCUCGCUGCCGCCGCCGCCGCUGCUGCUGCUGCUGCUGUUUUUUUCAGCAGCAGCAGCGGCGGCGGCAGGUGUCUGCGUGGCUUCACCGCCCGGCUACUACUCGGGUGUGUCAUAAGGCAUGUGUUCUAGAGUGGGACCGCGCAAAGGUGUUGUGUUGUGUCCCACAGCAGGGCACAUCAGAGCAAAUAGGCGAGCGGCGCCCUCGCGCGUGCGCGUCAGGUGUUUUUAGGGAGCUUUCGGACCGUUCCGUGCAAUUUUAUUGGUCAGUCGAUUUUCCAUCAGGAAGAUCCGAGGUCACUUGUUCAAAAAAUUUCCUCUCGGAAAUUUGCUGCUUUGACACCCCUGACAGCAGUAGUGAGUCUCUCACGUUCUCCAAUUUGUUUGCAUUGUCGGUGGGAGGUCGGGAGGGAGGGACGUUACCACUAGUACAGCAGUACUAGAGUUCGGCGUCCAUUGUCGUGGUCUCCAGACGGAACCUCCAACCAUUUUCGUUUCAAGGUGAUACCCACCGAUGUGAAUCCACGAAGCGCCCCGAAGUGACGUUUCGAAUUACGCCGCACCGAGGCCACGAGACACCCCAAGAAGGCAAGAAGGCGCGCGUCAGCUGAACCGCGUCACCUAUUCUCGAGUGACGACGUGUGCAUGCGUUGAGCGAAGGGAAACAAACUUGAGUAGAGAAGUGCGUGCUCUGGGAUAGAUGAUGAGAUGGCUGGGUGCAACAGGGUUUGGCCUGCUGGUUGCUAUGGAGAAAGCUCGGGCGUUCAACGUGAUGAUUCAGAGGGAGGCUGUUGUUGGCUCGCCAACUUCGCGGUCGGUGAUGGGUGCUACAGUUACACGGGCAUCCCCAUUGCAGCGAAGAGUGUUCAUGUCGUCCUCACCAGACGCUGAGGAAGAGAGCGUCCCCGUCGCUCAAGAGCCCGCGCCGCAGCCUCAGGCAUCAGGGGGGGGAGACCUCACGCCCCCGCCCGGUAUUUCCGAGCAGGAGGAGGCCGAGCUGGUGGGGCCUUCCAAGUCUACUGUCUUCGUGGCCGGUGGCUCCGGCUUUGUCGGCUCAGAGAUCUGCACCCAGCUUGUUGCCGCCGGGUGCAACGUGAUCGCCCUCAGCCGCAAGGGGGCACCGGCGAAUGGAGGGUCUUGGGUGAAGUCCGUCAAGUGGGUAGAGGGCAACGCUCUGAACCAAGACCUGUACCGCGCCGAGCUACGGCGAUCCGACACGGUGGUGUCCUGCGUGGGGGGGUUCGGGAAGACAGACGCUUACAUGGGGCUGGUCAACGGCGAGACCAACAUCAAGCUCGCCGAGGCCGCAGCGGACGCGGGGGUGAAACAGUUCGUGUUCGUGUCGGUACACGACUACAAGGCUCCGUCGGUCGUUAAGAAGGUGGGGUACUUCGACGGAAAGCGGCGGGCGGAGAAGCUCAUCGGCGAACUGUUCGGCGCAAAGGGCGUGAUCCUGAAGCCGGCGUUCAUCUACGGCUCUCGAGACGUGAAGCUCACCGGCCCCAAGGGCAAGGAACGCACGGUCAACAUACCCUUGCAGCGUGUGGGGGGGCCGCUGGCCAAGAUUACCUCCACCGGCAUCGGAAAGCGAAUCGCAAGCGAGUCACGAUCUGGUCUUCCCCUCGCCGACGUUGCGUGGACCCAGCCGCUGAGCACGGCCGAGGUGGCCAAGUCCGCCGUAAGGUGCUGCCUUGAAGGCACAGACUCUCUGGGCGGGGGUAGGGGUAAGGACUCUGGGGAUGCCGUCGUCCUCAAGGUCCAGGACAUGGCUCAGAUGACGGCGUGACCCUGUGGCCCCACUCGCAUGCAUGUCAUUGGCCGACAGCCACAGCCCCAUGCGAGAGCCGUGAUCUCCAGAAUACUCUUGUUUGACGUCGUUGCUGCUCUUGCCUCUUGUCGUCGUUGAGUUGAUCUCGCGAGGUAUCGGUCGUUGCAGAGGGAGGGUGCCUCUUGGGAGAGGUCUCCUGGAGAAGUCUAGACGAUAUGUAUUCGGGGUGUUACGACACUCACCCCUGGCGCCUCAUCCAACUACUACGCUUCGGAAACAAACAAGAACCCCAAGUCGUAGAUGUCCUUGUGCUUGAUCAGUCAAUAAGGCGUGGAAGUAGGGACGAAUCCGCGCAAGUAUCAGUGAGAGGCAGGUGUGAAUAGGUCAGACUUGGAGCAAUGGCCAUGGCGCACGAAUACCAAAGAGGGAAAAAACAGAAUGGGAAGGCUCUGGCCUUGUAGCCACAGGCCGUGGUGCUCUGAGGACCGCCUGUGUCGUUGGUGUUGAGCGCGCGCCGUUCCGUCGUGUCACGAGAAGGAUGAGUGUGCGUUCAAUGAUCUGCGCCGCCGCGGGCCUCUUGUCCGUGCCGCAUCAGCGCACAAGCCAGAGGGCGAUCGGGGU